AUGCCUACCAUCAAGGAGCGCCUGCAGAGCGCCCUCAAACCCCAGCAUUAUGACGCCGACGAUGAUAUUCCUUCCAUCUCCAACGCGGACCUCUUCAUUGAGCGCGAGCCCACCGUCGGCGAGUUCUUCCGCGAAAUCACACCCUCGCUGCACGACGUCGUUCGUUACAUCAUCAACCUGUUUCCCUUCCUCCAAUGGAUUGGCAAAUACAACGGCACCUGGCUGAUUGGUGACCUCGUUGCGGGCAUCACUGUCGGAGCCGUCGUCGUCCCCCAAAGUAUGGCCUAUGCCCAGCUCGCCCAGCUCCCCGUCGAAUUUGGUCUCUACUCGUCCUUCAUGGGCGUCCUGAUUUACUGGUUCUUUGCUACGUCCAAGGAUAUUACCAUCGGCCCCGUCGCCGUCAUGUCCCAGGUCACCGGAAACAUCGUCCUUCACGCCAAAGACGUCCUCCCCCACGUUGAGGGCCACGUAGUCGCCUCGGCCCUCGCCAUCAUCUGCGGCGCCAUCAUCCUCUUCAUGGGCCUCGUCCGCCUCGGCUGGGUCGUCGAGGUCAUCCCGCUGCCCGCCAUCUGCGCCUUCAUGACCGGCUCCGGCGUCAACAUCAUCGCCGGCCAGGUCUCCAAGCUCAUGGGCAUCCCCAAGAUCAACACCCGCAACGCCCCCUACCAGGUCAUCAUCGACACCCUCAAGGGCCUGCCGCUCUCCACCAUCGACGCCGCCCUCGGCCUCACCUCCCUCGCCAUGCUCUACAUCAUCCGCAGCUUCUGCACAUACAUGGCCAAGCGCCAGCCGCACCGCGCCAAGAUGUACUUUUUCAUCUCGACCCUGCGCACCGCCUUUGUCAUCCUGCUCUACACGGCCAUCAGCGCCGCCGUCAACGUCCCCCGCCACAAGAAGCACCUCAAGUUUUCUCUCAUCAAGGACGUUCCGAGAGGCUUCCAGCACGCCGCCCCUCCCACGGUCAACUCGGAAAUCAUCAAGGCCUUCGCCUCGGAGCUCCCCGCCGCCAUCAUCGUCAUGCUCAUCGAGCACAUCUCCAUCUCCAAGUCCUUCGGCCGCGUCAACAACUACGUCAUCGACCCGUCCCAGGAGCUCGUCGCCAUCGGCGUCACCAACCUGCUCGGCCCCUUCCUCGGCGCCUACCCGGCCACCGGCUCCUUCUCCCGCACCGCCAUCAAGUCCAAGGCCGGCGUCCGCACCCCCUUCGCCGGCGUCAUCACCGCCAUCGUCGUCCUCCUCGCCGUCUACGCCCUGACCUCGGUCUUCUACUACAUCCCCAACGCCGCGCUGGCCGGCGUCAUCAUCCACGCCGUCGGCGACGUCAUCACCCCGCCCACCGUCAUCCUGCAGUUCUGGCGCGUUUCUCCCCUUGAAGUCAUCAUCUUCCUCGCCGGCGUGCUCGUCACCGUUUUCACCACCAUCGAGAACGGCAUCUACACCACCGUCUGCGUCUCCUUUGCCGUCGUCCUCUGGCGCCUGUUCCUCAGCCGCGGCCGCUUCCUCGGCGUCGCGCGCAUCCGCACCGUCGUCACCUCGCCCAACGGCUCCGUGACGGGUCUCGGGAAGGAGGAGGACCUGCUCGCGGCGGACUCGGAGAAGACGCUCCGCACCGGCUUCCUCCCACUCGACCACGAGGACGGCUCCAACCCGAGGAUCGACCUCCAGCGGCCCUACCCCGGCGUCUACGUGUACCGCUUCGCCGAGGGCUUCAACUACCCCAACGCCACGCGCUACCUGAACCACCUCACCGAGACCAUCUUCAAGGAGACGCGCCGGACUGAUAUUACCCUGGUCGGAAAGGUUGGCGACCGCGCCUGGAACGACCCCACGCCUCGCAACGUGGAAAAGGAGCCCGUCGACGACAGCCGGCCCAUCCUCAAAGCCAUCGUGCUCGACUUCUCCACCGUCAACCACAUCGACGUCACCGCCGCGCAGGCCCUCAUCGAUGUGCGCAACCAGCUCGACCGCUACGCCGCGCCCGGCGUCGUCGACUGGCACUUUGCCCACGUCGAGAACCGCUGGACCAAGCGCGCCCUCGCCGCCGCCGGCUUCGGCUACCGCACCCCCAAGCCGAGCGCCGGCGAGACCGCGGGCCACUGGAGGACCAUCUUCAGCAUCGCCGACCUCGGCGGCGCCGACAGCGCGGCCAAGGCGGCGGAGCUCGAGGAGAAGGCGGCCGGUACUAGAGGAUCGUAUGAUGUGGAGGGCAAGGCGGCGCCGGAUUCGGAGAUUUGGCCGGCGUCUGGGUCGGAGGGCGGCAAUGACGCGCCGCCGAAGAACCCGGGUAGUGCGCGCCUGGUGGCCGUCCACGGGCUGAACAGGCCGUACUUUCACUUUGACCUGCAAGAGGCCGUGGAGGCUGCGGUUGCCAACGCAGAGAGGUAA
This is a messenger RNA of Cordyceps fumosorosea ARSEF 2679, 2385 nucleotides long. RefSeq names its product sulfate permease II. Bases 1 to 2385 code for a protein of 794 amino acids. Gene Ontology annotation, molecular function: secondary active sulfate transmembrane transporter activity. The transcript has 5 exons. The record is from RefSeq and is a predicted model, not a curated record. Lineage: Eukaryota; Fungi; Ascomycota; Sordariomycetes; Hypocreales; Cordycipitaceae. Gene Ontology annotation, cellular component: membrane. Gene Ontology annotation, biological process: transmembrane transport.